This is a messenger RNA of Eimeria tenella, 762 nucleotides long. RefSeq lists its product as uncharacterized. Gene Ontology annotation, molecular function: protein binding. The transcript has a single exon. NCBI's taxonomy places the organism in Eukaryota, Apicomplexa, Conoidasida, Eucoccidiorida, Eimeriidae. The annotation marks the transcript as partial. The record is from RefSeq and is a predicted model, not a curated record.
AUGGCUGAGUGCUGCAGGGGAGAGCGCCGGGAGAUGGAGGCGGAGGAGCGGCGGAGUCGCGCGGUGUACAUACAGCAGCAGCAGGAAAAAGUAGAGCUGCCGCAGAUGGCCUGGGAGGAUGCUUUUGGCCAGUUGCUGCGGCAGCAGCAGCAGCAAAAGCAGCAGCUGCUGCUCCUGCUGCAGCGCAGCCGCCUGCUGGUCUCUCGCCUCCACGCCUGGUGCUGCAGAGCGAGGCAGCAGCUGCAGCAGCAGGCCUUUGCUGCUCUGCUGCAGUUCUCACGAGCAGUAGCAGCAGCGCUGCAGCGGCAGCGGGCUGCUGGGCUGCUGCAGCGAGCCUGGCGGCGCCACCAGCAGCGGGAACAGCGGCGGCGGCAGCAGCAGCAGCAGCAGCAGCAGCGGAGGCAGCAGGCUGCAUCGAAACUCGCGGCCUUGUGCGAGGGUUUUGUCUUCCCUGCCCAGCAAAGAGCCUUGCUGCUGCUGGCGAUGCAGCAGCUGCAGCAGCACGCAGCAGCCCGCAGGCGCCUUGCUGCUGCUGCAGCCACCCGCAUAGCAGCCGCGUGGAGAGCCUACGCUGCUAGGAAGACUUUCACGCAGCAGCGGCUGCUGCUACUGCUGCUGCUGCCGCAGAACGAGCAGCACAGAAAACGCAUGCUUCAGCUGCAGGCUUGCUGGAGAGGAGCAGCAGCAAGGCAGCGCCUGCGGCGCAGUGGCUUGCUGCUGCCCUGCGAGAAGGAGCAGCACCAGAAAGCAGCAAAGAUACAG